AUGUCUCAUUCAGUUGAACUCCGAGCACCUCAGGGAACCGCACCAUGGACGUCAUGUGAAGAUGAACCACUUCACAAGCGCUCUGAUGUGCACGCCGUCUACAGAGACUUGCGCCAAACUCCCACGAAAAUUCGAGUACAACCGCUUACUCAACAAGAGGGGAUUCUAGCCCAGAGUUCUCAGGCUAGUGCAUUCCAGCCAGGUGAUCAACAGUUUUUGACUCAACAGGCUCCGCAACCGCAGACUCAACGAAAAGAGUGGGAUCCAGCCCAGAAUCCUCAAGCUUCAGUCCUGCAAACUCAACAGUUUUCUCAGGCAUUUCCCCCCAAGCAGCCAGUGACACAGGCCGAGCCUCUUGACAAGUGUGCUGUAGCUGAUUAUGAGCAGAUCCAAUGUGGACAACCUGGUAUCAGUGCUGCUGAGUGUGAAGCUAUAAACUGCUGCUUUAACGGACCGCAGUGUUACUAUGGGAAAGCCGUGACCAUCCAGUGUAUUCAAGAUGGCCAGUUUGUGGUUGUGGUGGCUAGAGAUUUUACACUGCCUUCAUUAAGUCUGGAUACGGUCCGUCUGUUGGGUGGAAAUGACCCACCUUGCGCUCCAGUUGGGUCCACACCUUCCUUUGCCAUUUACCAAUUCCCUGUUACCGCUUGUGGCACAAGCAUGAUCGAGGACAAUGGAUAUGUGGUUUAUGAGAACCGAAUGACUUCAUCCUAUGAAGUGGGGAUUGGACAACUUGGUUCCAUCACAAGGGACAGUCACUUUGAGCUUUUCUUCCAGUGCAGGUACUCUGGCACUGCCGUUGAAGCUCUGGCUGUGGAGGUUAACACCGUUCCUCCACCUCCACCUGUAGCUGCUCCUGGGCCCCUCCGAGUGGAGCUUCGCCUGGCCAAUGGACAAUGUGUCACUAAAGGAUGUUCUGAAGAGGAUGCUGCGUACACCUCCUACUACAGUGAUUCUGAUUACCCAGUCACAAAAGUCCUGCGACAACCUGUGUAUGUUGAGGUGCACCUUUUGGAGCGGACUGACCCCAAUAUUUUCCUGAUGCUGGGACAUUGCUGGGGAACAUCAAGCCCUGAUCCCCUCAGCCUACCUCAGUGGGACCUUCUAGUUAAUGGAUGCCCUUACCAGGAUGACCGUUACCUGACCACACUGGUUCCUGUGGAUGGCUCCUCUGGUCUUCAGUUCCCAACCCACUACAAGCGCUUUAUUGUGAAGAUGUUCACAUUUGUGGAUCCAGCAUCACUAGCUCCUCUGCAGGGAACGGUUUUCAUCCACUGUAGCACAUCAGUGUGCCAUCCCUCUUCCUUUGGCUCCUGUGAGCAGAGCUGCAUCAGGCAAAAAAGGGAUGUUGGUGAGAACAUUGAGAAGACUGUCGUUUCCAGUGGAGGCAUUUUCUUUAUAGGUGGCGCCGUUCCUGCUGCCGACAACCAGGAGGUUUCGGUCACUCCUACUGCAGUGUUUUCAACUGUCCGGAGGAGAAGGAAGCAGAGCAAGGUGUCCGUUGUCCGUUUCCCAGUCACUGCCAGCACCUCUGACUGUGGAAGCCAGUUGCUGCCAGCGCUCCCAGCCCCGAAGGCCACUCCCCAGUCGCUGCCAGCACUCACCACUCAGCACUCAGCUGCCUCUGUGCCGCUCAGCAGCGAAAUCAGCAUUGUCAUGGCAGUACUGAUUCGCACUGACUUGGAAGCACUGUUCCUGCUCCAGGCGUACCUCCAUGAGGGCUUGAUGCUGGUUCUGCUGGAUGCUGGUGAGGGUCUUGAAGACUUCACCCAGUGCAGUCUCUCUCCUCUGCCCAUCAGUAUAGCUGCCAGUGUUUCCGUUGAACAACACAGCACGUUCAAAUCGCAACAGCCUGCUGGAUCUCAGCCAGAGCCACUGGGGCCUCGUCUGUAA
Messenger RNA from Xyrauchen texanus (razorback sucker), 1893 nucleotides. Its product is annotated as zona pellucida sperm-binding protein 4-like. Gene Ontology annotation, molecular function: structural constituent of egg coat; acrosin binding. The transcript is spliced from 14 exons. The record is from RefSeq and is a predicted model, not a curated record. The coding region runs from base 1 to 1893 and encodes 630 amino acids. Lineage: Eukaryota; Metazoa; Chordata; Actinopteri; Cypriniformes; Catostomidae. Gene Ontology annotation, biological process: binding of sperm to zona pellucida; prevention of polyspermy. Gene Ontology annotation, cellular component: egg coat.